Molecule: messenger RNA, 2922 nt
Organism: Neurospora crassa OR74A
Lineage: Eukaryota; Fungi; Ascomycota; Sordariomycetes; Sordariales; Sordariaceae
Product: formate/nitrite transporter
Exons: 5
Coding region: 1648-2604 (318 amino acids)
Biological process (GO): transmembrane transport; nitrite transport
Cellular component (GO): membrane
Molecular function (GO): high-affinity secondary active nitrite transmembrane transporter activity
Source: RefSeq, a predicted model, not a curated record
GAAAUCGGCUCAUCGUCGACUCGUCAGUCGAGAUCGUCGUCUCUGCCAAGACCUGGCUUACCCGUUGGUCGUACGCUAUUAGCGUCGCACUUGUUGGUGCGCAGAAUGUUCCAUGUAAUGGGGCGCAGAGUGUCGCGUGCUAGCCGUAUCGGUGCCGGUUCACGCAAUGCUACCUCGAUAUUGCCGGCUGCCCGCCAAGCGCACGGCCCAACGGACACAAGGAGGUUCGUUAUUGCCGGGCAGUCUGGGCGUUCGUUGCCUCCUUUGCUUUGUUUACCUUGGAUUUCGGCUAAACCUGAAGAAAAGGGGGUUACACUAUCUUGUGGUCGCACACGACAGACCGCGCAUUAACCUCAGGCAGAAUGGGGAUUCGAGAGAGGCCGCUGCAGGCGGGACAGUCGGCAAAGAUUCACGCUUCACCGUCGACGGACCUUUGUACGCAAAAGAGAAGCCCAAGCAUCGUCGCCUCGCACUUCAAAGAUGCCCGUUAGGCAAUCUGGUCCACAGUCAACUACUGGUAAUCCAACAGCCGCUGGAUUCAAAAUCAAAAGAAGGUCAUCGAGGGUUAUGUGGUAUGGCGCGAGUCAUCACACCUCGUUGGGGUCCACCGCCUCGGUCAAAUUUGCUCCCUUGUUGUGGUGAAGCAAGAGAUUUUGAACCCCCCUUUGGAGAAAAGCCUUCUCCAACGAUCCUUUCACUUGAGCCCUCUUGUUGUGGGGGUUACGGGCCAUCCGAAACAGAUGACAUUGGGAACGGGGAAAAUGGGAUAGUCAAGUGAGCGUUCGACACAUGAAGCCGUCACUGUUGGGGGUUUGUGUUGUUCAUGAACCACUCAUGCCGACUUCGAGAACCGUCAAGACCCGGAUGCGCACGGGGCCGGUGCGCCGCGUCUGGACUUCACUUCUUCUUGUGCACAUUUUGUGCUCCUCAACCCCAGGUUUUUCUGUCCUCACCCUGCCGUGCUAAUCCCGGACGAGACCUGAGCAGCUCCGGUUCUAAACAACUGGACUUCCACAGUCUCACUGGCAGCGUGAGAGUCAGGGUGUUCAUCCAGAGUCAAUAGCGUUCCUUAUCCGUUCCCUCCUGAGCCUCGAUUUCGGAAACCGAGUCUUGAUCCAAUUUCCAAGUUGGCCGCCUGUAGAGUUGCGAAAACUCGCGGACGCGUAUGCUUCACCACUAUGAACAUGCUCCUGAGGGAGUGACUUCAUAUCUCAACAAACAGGGAUGGGGCCUUCCAUUCUUGGUCUCGAAUGUCGAUGGGUGUACCUGGUGUUGGAACUCGACUCCACCGCAGGAGCCACGAGAUAUCCACCGCUUUGGGGGACUACUUUUUUAGGCCUGUCUCCCCGGUUCGGCUCACAUACAUUUGAAGGACCGCUUGCCUCGACCUUGGUCCAAGUUUGUCAGCCGUUGGUUCAUCCUCUCUUCUCAUACCACCAUAGCUCACCUCAGCUCAAGCUCGUACCGUCACGAACACUUCUCACUUCUCGCUGGGCGCGACAUAGUUCCUGAACCUCCCUGGACACUCAGCAGUUCGUCCCAACAUCGGCCAAAGUUCCCAAUACGGGGGGACGCCUCUCUUCCAUCCGUCAUAUAACAACACCCACCGGUUUCGAGCUUGUGAGAGCUGAUCGUCAAGCCGCCACAAUGUCUCGCAUUCAAAACCAGCCAAAUACCGUCUGGAUUCGCAAUGGCAACGCCUACAGCCCUAUCGAGACGAUUGAAAUCGUCGGCCGUCUGGGCACCUUCAAGGCCAACAUGUUCCCCGCCAAGGUCUUUUGCUCGGCCGUGUCUGCCGGCUGUAUAGCAGCCUUCGCCUCCGGUGCCACCCUUGUCGCCAUCAAUAUUCCCUGGAUGGCCGAGAAUACUCCUGGUCUUGUCAAGACUCUCAGCUCCAUUCUCUUCCCUUGCGCCUUGGUUAUGAUCUUUAUGAGCGGUGCCGACUUGUUUACCGGUUCGACCAUGUUAACUGGUGUGGCUUGUCUUCAAGGCCGUAUCCCCUGGCAUAAGAUGUUGCUGCACUGGUUCAUCUGCUUCUGGGGUAAUUUCGCCGGCUGUCUUUUUGUCAUGGCGAUUAUCUUUGGUUAUGGCGGCUUGUUUACGGAUCCUGCGCAGGUAAAGGUGAUCCAAAACCUCGUCUACAACAAGCAAGUUGUUCCCGAAUGGCAUCAGAUCUUCAUUCGCGCUAUCGGCUGCAACUGGCUCGUGUGUCUCGCUGCCUAUCUCGGUCUGGCCGGUCGGGAUCUCAUGUCCCGUGCCAUGGGCAUGUGGUGGCCCGUGUUCUGCUUUGCCAUUCUCGGUCUCGACCACGUUGUCGUCAACAUGUUCUACAUUCCCUUUGGUAUCUGGCACCACACCCCUGGCGUCACUGUAGGCCUUUACAUCUGGAAGGGCAUAAUUCCUUCUCUCCUCGGCAACGUCAUCGGCGGCGGCGGCUUCUGUGGAAUGUUCUACUACUUUAUGUAUCUCCACAACCAGGACCCGGUUCCCAUUGACGGCAUCUACUUUCCUGCCGACUUGGCCAAGCUCGAAGAGGGUGGUGCGCUUCCCCAGUACGAGAGUGACGAAUACGUCGUUACCACUCAGGAGCAGAAGAAGCAAUAAUUCUGACGAUUGUGCGGCGUUUGAUAUAGUUUAAGAGUUGGUUUUGGAAACGGCAUGCAUGGCGUACGAUAACUGGUAUGGUCUCAUAUCGGCGGAUGGAUUUGGACACCCCUUUGGAGAAAGAGUUUUGGGCCACCCGCGCGCAAAGGGGGGCCGAAGCUUGUAUAGGUACGAAGGAAGUCGUGCAUUGUGGGAAUCUCACUCCCCUCAUUGCGGGAUGAACGGCAUAAUGAUGGAAUCCAAAUGUUGGUUACGGUAAACGUUAGUGCAUGAAGUCACACUCACAGAGUACCUACCUACCUGGGUACAUAGAUAGGC